UUAAUUAAAUAAAACGGGUUUGAAUCAAGAAUUUAUAUAUGACCCAAACCCGAACCCGACCCAACUUAAUCUGUUUGACGGGCUAAAAUAUCAACCCUAUAAAACAAUAUCCAUACAUCUGAGAUUCUUCCUCUCUUCUCUUCACUUCCUAUUCUCAUAACCCUUUGCUAUUCUCUCCCUCUUCCCUUAUCUUCUUCAUUCCCAAUUUUUUUUAUAGAAAUGGGUUCACCCCUUCUUCCAGAUCUUGGAACUGAGAUUUUGAUUCCCGUUUGUGCUAUAAUUGGAAUUGUUUUCUCUCUUAUCCAAUGGUAUUUGGUUUCUCAGGUUAAACUUUCCCAUGAUUCUGGGCCAAGUGGUAACAAUAAAAAUGGCUAUUCUGAGAGUUUGAUUGAAGAAGAAGAAGGUUUAAAUGACCAUAGUGUUGUUUCCAAAUGUGCUGAAAUUCAAAAUGCCAUUUCUGAAGGAGCAACCUCCUUUCUUUUCACCGAGUAUCAGUAUGUUGGUAUCUUCAUGGUUGCUUUUGCCAUGUUGAUAUUCCUUUUCCUUGGAUCCGUGGAGGGCUUCAGCACAAGUAGCCAGGAGUGCACCUAUGACAAAACCAAGACCUGCAAGCCUGCUCUUGCUACGGCUGUCUUCAGUACAGUAUCCUUCUUGCUUGGCGCUGUCACCUCUUUGGCCUCUGGCUUCCUUGGAAUGAAGAUUGCUACUUAUGCAAAUGCACGAACGACUCUAGAGGCUAGAAAGGGUGUUGGAAAAGCUUUUAUUGUAGCGUUCAGGUCUGGAGCUGUCAUGGGCUUUCUUCUUGCUGCAAAUGGUCUUUUGGUGCUUUACAUUGCCGUCCUCCUCUUCAAGCUCUACUAUGGUGAGGAUUGGGAAGGUCUUUUCGAGGCUAUCACUGGUUAUGGUCUUGGAGGAUCUUCGAUGGCUCUUUUCGGUAGAGUUGGUGGCGGUAUUUACACAAAAGCUGCUGAUGUCGGAGCUGAUCUUGUCGGCAAAGUUGAAAGGAACAUCCCAGAGGAUGACCCCAGGAAUCCAGCUGUCAUUGCUGACAAUGUAGGUGACAAUGUUGGAGAUAUUGCUGGCAUGGGUUCUGAUCUUUUUGGAUCCUACGCUGAGUCCUCUUGUGCUGCACUUGUUGUUGCAUCUAUUUCUUCAUUCGGAAUCAACCAUGAUUUUACGGCAAUGUUGUACCCGCUGUUGGUUAGCUCUGUUGGUAUUCUUGUUUGCUUGAUCACAACUUUAUUUGCUACCGACUUCUUUGAGAUUAAGGCUGUGAAAGAGAUUGAGCCAGCACUCAAGAAGCAACUGGUCAUCUCCACUGCUCUUAUGACUAUUGGAGUUGCUAUUAUUUCAUGGGUUGCCCUUCCUUCUUCCUUUACCAUUUUUGACUUUGGAACUCAGAAGGAUGUGAAGAACUGGCAAUUGUUCUUAUGUGUUGCUGUUGGCUUGUGGGCUGGGCUUAUCAUUGGAUUUGUGACUGAAUACUACACAAGCAAUGCAUACAGUCCUGUACAAGACGUUGCUGAUUCUUGCCGAACUGGGGCUGCCACAAACGUUAUUUUUGGCCUGGCCUUGGGCUACAAAUCAGUUAUCAUUCCUAUCUUCGCCAUUGCUAUAAGCAUAUUUGUCAGUUUUAGCUUUGCGGCUAUGUAUGGUAUUGCCAUGGCUGCUCUUGGUAUGCUCAGCACCAUUGCUACCGGAUUGGCUAUUGAUGCCUAUGGACCCAUCAGUGAUAAUGCUGGAGGUAUUGCCGAGAUGGCUGGUAUGAGCCACCGUAUCCGUGAGAGAACUGAUGCCCUUGAUGCUGCUGGAAACACAACCGCUGCUAUCGGGAAGGGAUUUGCUAUUGGUUCCGCAGCUCUUGUCUCUCUUGCUCUCUUUGGUGCUUUUGUGAGCCGUGCAGCUAUCUCAACCGUUGAUGUCUUGACUCCCAAAGUCUUCAUUGGUCUCCUAGUAGGAGCCAUGCUUCCUUACUGGUUCUCCGCCAUGACAAUGAAGAGCGUGGGAAGUGCAGCUUUGAAGAUGGUCGAAGAGGUCCGCAGGCAAUUCAACACCAUCCCUGGCUUGAUGGAAGGUACCACCAAGCCCGACUACGCAACCUGUGUCAAGAUCUCUACCGAUGCUUCCAUCAAGGAGAUGAUCCCUCCAGGUGCUCUUGUCAUGCUCACACCAUUGAUCGUUGGAACCUUGUUCGGUGUUGAAACUCUUUCCGGUGUUCUCGCUGGUUCUCUUGUGUCUGGUGUACAGAUUGCUAUCUCUGCAUCCAACACUGGUGGCGCUUGGGACAAUGCUAAGAAGUACAUUGAGGCCGGUGUUUCAGAACAUGCAAGGCAACUCGGGCCCAAGGGAUCGGAUGCACACAAGGCAGCCGUGAUCGGUGACACUGUUGGUGACCCUCUCAAGGACACAUCCGGACCUUCACUCAACAUCCUUAUCAAGCUUAUGGCCGUAGAGUCAUUAGUAUUCGCCCCCUUCUUCGCUACCCAUGGUGGGUUGCUAUUCAAGAUCUUCUAAAGAUGUUUGACGUAUACAGGCAACAGGAGGAAUACACGGUAUUUUCUCCCCGUUUUAUGGCCUAAAAAUUGAGUAGUUCUAAAUUUUAUCUUACAAUUUUUGAACGUCCUACAAGGCUGUGGGAAAUUGCGUUAGCAAGACACACUCUAAACCCUCUAAUGUAUCGACUAUCGAGGAGUUGGAGGCUGCUGAUGACGAUAAUUCGAGCCAGUCUUGUGUGAAAGUAGUUAUAUGCUCAAACAUUAUUCUUUCCAUUUUUCAUUUCAAGAAUGGAUCAGUAAACAUUUAAUCAUUUUGCAAAUCUUCUUAGGCUUUAUUGAUUUUUCUUUUAGGAAUUGUAUGCAUUCGCCAUUCUAUUUUUGUCAAAAGGACUUUUGUUCUCAA
This is a messenger RNA of Amaranthus tricolor (Joseph's coat), 2898 nucleotides long. Its product is annotated as pyrophosphate-energized vacuolar membrane proton pump. Bases 220 to 2514 code for a protein of 764 amino acids. Gene Ontology annotation, cellular component: membrane. Gene Ontology annotation, molecular function: inorganic diphosphate phosphatase activity; diphosphate hydrolysis-driven proton transmembrane transporter activity. The record is from RefSeq and is a predicted model, not a curated record. The transcript has 8 exons. Gene Ontology annotation, biological process: proton transmembrane transport. NCBI's taxonomy places the organism in Eukaryota, Viridiplantae, Streptophyta, Magnoliopsida, Caryophyllales, Amaranthaceae.